UUCAGUCGCGCGCCUCAAGCUCGUGCUCGAAACCUUCGGUCUAGUUUACUUCUGAUGGGAAAGUUGCAAGUUUCCGAAAAGUUUUCGCGCACCUUGUUAUGUUUUGGUCUAAAAUGAGGCUUUACUCCUGACUGAUAAAGUUUCUCACUGAAAGAACUCUGUCCGGCCUGGAUGAUCAAACUCUGACUGAGCUCCAUGGAGACGAAGCAUGAGCCCUGCAGCCCUUUUGUCCAACGCCCCAACAGUUUGAGGAAAACUUGUGCCGAGAUAGUCAGAGAAGCCCGACUGUCUCUGCAAGUUCAGUCCACGAAGCGACCUUUUACUCCAAGAGAUGGACAGAGGCAGCUUUUUGGAACAAACUCUGUUCGAGCACACCAAGACACCAGACCGCCAUCAGCCUUUAGUCUUCAUGCCCAGAACUUUGAAGCUAACUCCAGGCCCGGCUCAGGGACUCGCCUCUCACCCCUUAACCAUAAACCAAAGAUUCAGGUCCCCUGUAAUGCUGAGGAUUCGUUUAAGGUCUUUCCUAAAUCCCCCACUGGGCCGGUGGAAGCAAAGAAAGGGUUGGCACCAGCUCGGACCCGCCUCCUCAAGCCUGCAUCUCUUCAGUCGCUGCUGCCUUCAGAAGCAAGCACAGAUGGGAAAUCAAAUCCAGGCCCAGAGAAAAAGCAGCUGUCUGCUAAACAACUUUGCAGUCCAGAUCCCAGAGGUCAUGUAAAACCCAGCCCACCCAAAACACUUUGUAAAAGCAGUAAAAAUGCCGAGGCUGAGCGAGGCAGACCCACUGGCUGCAAAGCAGAACAAAAAACAGAGCUGAGGCAUGGAGACAUCACCACAUGCACUGAUGAGGAGGAUGCAGAGUCACUGGUGUGGAAUAAUGUGAUUCUUCCUCUUCUUCAAGAGCUGGAGAGUGUGGCUGCAGGCAGCUUGGAGGGCUCAGUGGACCGCAUGUGUGUCCUGUGUGACCGUCUGCAAUGCACCUUGGCUGACGCGGACAUGCUCAGCCGACGCUGUAAGCAGAGGUCUGGGAUCCUGCGAACUCUGUUCCGCCUUGUUGAUCUCCACUCUGCCCAGCUCAACCUGCAUAUCGCAGAGCUCUGCCUUGCACUCAGUGUGAGUGGAAACAACCUGCUGAACAUCUGCAAGCUCAUCUUCCAGAUCAGCCGCAGUGAAAGCAACGACAGCCUCUUUGAGAAAAACUCCAUCAUUGAUUCAUUGCUGUUGGUGCUGAAGAAUGAAGAUGUGUCUGUUUCUGGUGAAGCCCUACUCUACUGUGUUGGUACUUUAAAGUUCCUCUCUGGAAAUGCUGCGAUCCUCAGGCUCCUACUGGCCAAGAACUGCAUUGGUGUUGCACAGGAACUCAUCCAGAAGCUCUGUAUGGUGGAAGACGGCCACAUGACUGUAGCAGGACACAUCCUCGUACAGCUGACAGCCACCCUGAGGAACCUUGCAGAUCAUCCUGAUUCCCGCACACUGUUUGUUUCCCUCUACGUUAUUCCAGACCUGUGCUUGGUGUUGCAUCGUUACUGCGAGGACAAAGAUAUCUGCACUAACAUUUCCAGAAUUUUCAGUAAACUCUCCUCUUACUCCGAGUGCUGUCUCGCUUUGGCCCGGACCCCCAACUGCUACUCUCUAAUUUUAGAUCUGCUGAGCAAACAUUACCAAAAGCAGGACCUCGUUGUACGUCUUCUCUUCACCCUCGGGAACCUGACAGCCAGAAGCGACGAGCAUCGGCAGCAGCUCUUUCAGUGCAACAACUGCAUGCCCACUCUUCUCCAACUUUAUAACAAUUACCAGAGGAGAAAUGUAUCAUUAGGCACAGCCUUCCAGAAAGAGGCGCCUUCCCCUAGAGAACCUGCUGCUGAUGCUCUGAUCGACGAUGUGCUGGUGAAGCUGGUUAGGGUGCUGGCAAACAUGAGCAACCACCCAACAGUUGGUCCAUCACUGGCUACUAACGCAGCAUGCAUUCAGCUUCUGAUGGAGACAUUAGAGCUGAGGUCUGUAGAGGAGAGCGAGGAGCUACUGGUGAAUGUUGCUGCUGCCAUUAACAACCUCUCCUUUUACCAAGAAGAAACCUCUGAAAUCAGAAACAAGCAUCUCAUCAUCGCAAAGUUGAUGCUGAAAUUGAUGCUUAGUUCAAGCAUGGACGCCAUAUUAGAAGCUACUCGUGUUUAUGGAAACUUGUCCCUACAUAAGGAUGUGAGGGAGUUUGUCAUGCAAAAUGAAGUGCACAAGUUUGUGGUGACUCUGCUUGACUCAAAGAGAGCCGAGAUGUGUUUUUCCGCCUGCGGGGUCCUGACCAACCUUGCUCUGGACCCUCCCAACAGGGUUCGUCUUGAGCUGGAGGGGGCUUCUGCAAAGUUGGUGGACUGUCUGAGGGAUUUCGGGCCAGCUGACUGGCAGUUGGCAGGCCAGGCCUGUCAGGCCCUGUGGAACCUGAUUGGUCACGCCGCCGACAAGCUGCUUCAGACAGAGGAGAGAGAGACGCUGCUGGAGAUCCUCAUCGCGUACUCAGAUGAAGAGGAGGCUUUGAAGUGGAGACAGAAUGAAGAUGAGCCGGAUUUCCACAGAGUGUGCUGGGAGUCAGAGUUUUUACCAGUUGCUCAAAAAUUGAUAAAGGUAUUCGAUUCCUGAGGAAAUGAGGGCUUGACACGAUCAGUUUUGAUUGCCUAGAAACGUCUGGUUUGUUUUCAUCCAACAUGCUGAGUACAGAGAGCUCCUGCAGUCAUCCUCAG
Cyprinodon tularosa is the source of this 2735-nucleotide messenger RNA. It is a transcript of the gene armc2, whose product is annotated as armadillo repeat containing 2. The transcript has 18 exons. Gene Ontology annotation, biological process: sperm axoneme assembly; cilium organization. The coding region runs from base 196 to 2634 and encodes 812 amino acids. Lineage: Eukaryota; Metazoa; Chordata; Actinopteri; Cyprinodontiformes; Cyprinodontidae. The record is from RefSeq and is a predicted model, not a curated record. Gene Ontology annotation, molecular function: protein binding.